CGCGCAGGGUCACCAUGAUAUCAGGGUUUCGCAAAGGCGAAUGAACCUUUCGGCAUUUCGCCGUGGUCAACCGGAUCAGCAAGGUGUGGUGAUUUUCGCGUCACCAGCCUUGAUCUGGAUUUAUAAUACACAUAAGUUAAGGACACUUUCUACGAUGAAAGCGGUGGUCUUCCUAGUUGCGAUAGCGGUAACUAGAGCUCUUCCACUCUCAAAGGUGCACGUGAAAUUUGUUUCCCCUCCGCACAUAUACGAGCACGGAAUUACGACGGACGGGGACCGCACGAUCGACCAAAGGUCAUACAUCUCCAUCGGUCGAAGGAGUACCACAGGAAACACGAAACAGUUUGGGGAACGUAUCGAUACGUCGAAGAACAGUAUACCUGUAUACAUUAAGCCGGAAAAUGCUGAGGCCUUGUGGCCGGUGGGUGUGUUCUUACCACCGGUGGAUAUUAACGAUCUUGGAUACAGUUCGCACGAAUCGAGGCACACAACUCCUGAUUUCUCUAACGGACUUGCGUAUCACGAUCCGUAUCUAUUGACGGGUGAAAAAGCGAUGAUAGCGGUGAAAUAUCUUUACGGUCUAGGCGAACUGUUUUACGACAACAUUCCACAUGAAAGAGCGCUGUUAAAGAACCAAGAAGAAAGAAGGCAAAAUGGUCUCCAUGACCACAUAUUAAAGAGUUUGAGGCCGACGUCUGCAUUCUACAGGAAACCUCGAUCAACCCGCGAUCGCUUUAUUUAUUAGUAAAUUUCCCAGCGAACGCCGUACCUUCAUAAAUGCUAUACAUUCUCUUAAGGUGAACGCAAAACAAACUUACAACAUAUUUUCAUAUUCUGCACGUAAUUGAAAAUUUGGAACAAUUAAACAUAUCUUGUUAUAUGGCUGAAUUGAAUUUCUACGUUUGAUACACGAUUAAAACAUUUCAAAAGUAACAACUAGAACUGUAUCACUAUGUUUCUGUUUGCCACAUGAGCAUUAAUUUAUUGCCUUAUUCAACGUAAAACUUAAUUAAUGAUUCACUCGUUAAAUGCGUCGGUAUUCGUAGGUCGCGUGUAAAACAGAUGUAGUGGAAACGUAAUGUAAGUGCCGUUAUUGUUCACGGACAGUCUGCGGUUAACACUUUCGCAAGUGUGAUUUACACAAAUUGCAAUGUACCGUAAUUAAUACAGCAAAAUAUUUUGGCCAGUUCUGUUCAACAUUCUGUCAGGAUUUAUGACGUGAAAGCUGGACAGUUCGUGGUUUCGCCACGAUUGAAACACAUGAAAUACGUAACCAUAAAUAUAUAGACAUUAUAUUUUCACAGACUUUACACUAGACUCGGUAACAAUACAUCAUUUUCUAUCGUGCGAACUACACGUACAAGCUCAGGAGAAUCGCGUCAUAUACAAGGAACUUUUUAUAUAAUAAUAUACAUUCGUUAAUUCGGUUCUAGCGGUCUCAGAUGAACCAUCGAAGCAGUACGCACAGUGUCGUGACAAUCAACCCGUUGGAGAUACCCAGUUUCUCCGUUCCGUUGCAUAGAUCACCGAGGCAAAGGCACAUGUACACUUUCUUGUAAUUCCAAACGGUGUAAGCGCAUCUCUCCUCCCCGUCAUCGGGGCCCCGUUGAAAGCAAAGCCUUUGCGUGGCGGUGCCAUAUUCUACACGAGAAAAUAAAUUAUUUUCAAAUACAA
Molecule: messenger RNA, 1674 nt
Organism: Megalopta genalis
Lineage: Eukaryota; Metazoa; Arthropoda; Insecta; Hymenoptera; Halictidae
Source: RefSeq, a predicted model, not a curated record